Bombus huntii is the source of this 2641-nucleotide messenger RNA. RefSeq names its product probable cleavage and polyadenylation specificity factor subunit 2 (gene CPSF2). Gene Ontology annotation, molecular function: RNA binding. The record is from RefSeq and is a predicted model, not a curated record. Lineage: Eukaryota; Metazoa; Arthropoda; Insecta; Hymenoptera; Apidae. Gene Ontology annotation, cellular component: mRNA cleavage and polyadenylation specificity factor complex. The transcript is spliced from 11 exons. The coding region runs from base 387 to 2600 and encodes 737 amino acids. Gene Ontology annotation, biological process: mRNA 3'-end processing by stem-loop binding and cleavage.
CAUUGGUUUAUAGUUAUUAAUUACUUUUUGCUGUACUUUUUUCUUUAACUUACAGAUUUAUAAUUAUAUACUUAUGAAAUAUUCAUUGUAAUUUAUAUAACAUUGACGAAAUUAUUCAUUUUUCUUACUAUGAAAUACCGGAACUGUAGCCAAAAGUCAAUUGUACCGUUUGUUGAUUGUUUUCUAAGCUUAAGAAAAUAUUUUAAAAUAUUUUGUUUUCAAACAUUUCCAUACAUUUAGAAAUAAUUAAAUUAAUAUUAGACGGUUAUGUUGGAAGUAUACAUGAGUUCUAUAAUAAUUAAGAAAUAAAAGCAUAUACUAAAUGAAUUUUUAGGUAUUAUCUAUUAUUUGUAUAUAUUUUAAUAAGUGAAAAAAAAACAAAGACAAUGACGUCAAUAAUAAAACUUCACGCUAUUUCUGGGGCUAUGGAUGAAUCUCCUCCUUGUUAUAUAUUGCAAGUUGAUGAAUUAAGAAUAUUACUUGAUUGCGGAUGGGAUGAAAAUUUUGAUCAAGAAUUUAUAAAAGAAUUAAAACGACAUGUUCACCAAAUAGAUGCAGUACUCUUAUCAUAUCCAGAUCCAUUGCAUUUGGGUGCUUUACCAUAUCUAGUUGGAAAAUGUGGAUUAAAUUGUCCAAUAUAUGCUACUAUUCCUGUAUAUAAGAUGGGACAAAUGUUUAUGUAUGAUAUGUAUCAGUCCCGUCAUAAUAUGGAAGACUUUGAUCUUUUUACACUUGAUGAUGUUGAUGCAGCAUUUGACAAAAUAGUUCAGUUAAAAUAUAAUCAAAGCAUUUCAAUGAAAGGAAAAGGAUAUGGAGUUACUUUAACACCUUUACCAGCUGGUCACAUGAUUGGGGGAACUAUCUGGAAAAUUGUAAAAGUUGGCGAAGAAGACAUAAUAUAUGCUGUUGAUUUUAAUCACAAAAAAGAACGACAUUUAAAUGGUUGCGAAUUAGAAAGACUACAGAGACCAUCUUUGUUAAUAACAGAUGCUUUCAAUGCUACUUAUCAGCAAGCAAGACGUAGAACAAGAGAUGAGAAAUUAAUGACAAACAUUUUACAAACAUUACGUGGAGGUGGAAAUGUCUUGGUCAGUGUAGAUACAGCUGGUCGUGUAUUAGAAUUGGCUCAUAUGUUGGACCAAUUAUGGCGUAAUAAAGAAUCUGGUUUACUUGCAUAUUCUUUGGCUCUUUUAAACAAUGUUAGUUACAAUGUCGUUGAGUUUGCUAAGUCACAAAUAGAAUGGAUGAGUGAUAAAUUAAUGAGGAGUUUUGAAGGUGCUAGAAACAAUCCAUUUCAGUUUAAGCAUUUACAACUAUGUCACAGUAUGGCAGAAUUAAAUCAAGUUCCCAGUCCAAAGGUUGUACUUGCAAGUACUCCAGAUAUGGAAUGUGGUUUUUCAAGAGAGUUGUUUUUGCAAUGGUGUGGUAACCCCCAAAACAGUAUUAUAUUAACUAGCAGGACAUCACCAGGAACACUUGCAAGAGAUUUGGUUGAAAAGGGCGGUAAUAGAAAUAUUACAUUGGAGGUGAAAAGGAGAAUUAAGUUAGAAGGACUUGAAUUAGAAGAAUAUCAAAGAAAAGAAAAAUUAAAGCAAGAGCAAUUGAAACAAGAACAAAUGGAGACUGCUGAUGUAAGUUCUGAAUCAGAAGAUGAAAUAGAAGUUGGUGGGGGAAGAGGAAAACACGAUUUAUUAGUAAAACAAGAAAGUAAACCAGGAUUUUUCAAACAAAGUAAAAAACAACACCCUAUGUUUCCAUUUUUAGAAGAAAAAAUUAAAAUCGACGAAUAUGGAGAAAUUAUAAGACCAGAAGAUUAUAAAAUAGCAGAAACUAUGCCAGAAGUGGAUGAUAAUAAAGAAAAUCUGGAAACAAGACAAGAAGAUACUACUCAUCAUCCAGAAAUACCCACUGAUAUCCCAACAAAAUGUAUCCAAGUUACACGUACAAUGACAGUUAAUGCAUCUGUCACAUAUAUAGAUUUUGAAGGUAGAUCCGACGGAGAAUCACUACAGAAAAUUUUAGCGCAAUUAAGACCACGAAGAGUUGUACUAGUUAGAGGAUCACAAAAGGACACUGAAAUCCUGGCUCAACAAGCACAAAGUGCAGGUGCACGAGUGUUUAUUCCAGGGAGGGGAGAAACAUUAGAUGCUACAACAGAAACGCACAUAUACCAAGUUCGUUUGACAGAUGCGCUUGUUAGUGGCUUAAACUUUUCAAAAGGAAAAGGUGAUUCUGAGGUAGCAUGGGUUGAUGCAAUGAUAACUGCUCGUGAUCAGAUAUGCCGAGAUGCUGUUGCAGGUACCGAGUCAGAUGAUGUAAUAGAUCAAAGUGACAAAAUACUUACAUUGGAACCAUUACCAUUAAAUGAGGUACCCGGCCAUCAAACAACAUUUAUAAACGAAUUAAAACUAUCUGAUUUUAAACAGAUUUUGAACAAAAGUAAUAUUCCUUCUGAAUUUAGUGGAGGUGUUUUAUGGUGUUGCAAUAAUACUAUCGCCGUUAGGAGGCAUGAGGCUGGAAAAGUAAUAUUAGAAGGCUGCAUUUCAGAAGAUUAUUAUAAAGUACGCGAAUUGUUAUACGAACAAUACGCAAUUGUAUAAAUCAUCUUUAUACUAAUAAAUUUAAAUUUAAUACAAAACUA